UGCGCGCAGGCCGGUGAAGGCACGAAGCUGGCGAUGUGCGGCUGCGGCGGGAGUUGCGGCCGGGCGACGCCGGGAGCCGCCUCGUCCUCAGGCCGCCGGCUUCCCGCCACGCCGCUCUUGCUGCUCGCCUACGUGAGCUACUUGCUGCUGGGCAGCGUCGCAUUCUGGGCACUCGAGUCGCCCCGCGAGAGAGACGCGGCGCGGCGGCUGCUGCGGGAGAAAUGGGACCUGCUGGAGAACUACACGUGUCUCGAGAGGGAGGACCUCGAGGCCCUCGCCAAGGGCAUCAUCCAGGCCUACAAGAGUGGGCUUUACCUUAAGGGAAACACGAGCCUGGGCAGAUGGGAUUUUGUUGGCUCCUUCUUCUUCUCUGUUUCUGCAGCAACAACCAUCGGCUAUGGAAACCUGAGUCCCAGCACGGUGGCUGCACAAGUCUUCUGCAUCUUCUUUGCCCUUUUUGGGAUUCCUUUGAACCUUGUCCUCCUCAAUAGGAUAGGACAGUUGAUGCUCUCUGGUGUUCAACUGUGUGCCUUUCACCUGGGUGAGAAGUUCCACUGGCAGAAAGGGGCAGCUGUCUUGACGCGGACCUGUGCGCUGGUUGCUGGCCUUCUGCUGUUCCUUCUGCUACCUCCUCUGCUGUUUACUGCCAUAGAAGGCUGGACCUACGAAGAAGGGUUCUAUUAUUCUUUCAUUACUCUUAGCACAAUAGGCUUUGGAGAUUAUGUAAUUGGCAUGAACCCGGAGCGCACCUACCCCUCCUGGUAUAAGAAUGUGGUGUCUGUGUGGAUUCUCUUUGGGAUGGCUUGGCUAGCCCUGAUCAUCAAUCUGUGCAUCAGCUUGCUAGAGAACUCCAGUGGCCUCUGCCGGUGCUGCAAGAGAAGGAGCAGAGACGCAGAGCAAGAGUUAAUAAGUGGCAACCCAAAUGUCACUUUGGAAUCUAAGGAUGGGCAGAACUGCAGCACAAAGGACACUAAGCCUGCAGGGCCAAAUUGAAUAGCAUAUAUGCUUUAUUCCACCAAAGUGUUUUGGCUUUUGCUGGAGGGGAACAUCCAGCUGGGCAGCCCAUCAUCAGAACACCAUUUCGUGGCACUGGCAGAAGUGGGGCCAUGUGGGAUCAUCCAACUCGGACCAGAGUGGAAAUCAAAGUCUGCUCCUUGGGUUGUUCAAGGACUGCCUUACAUGUGAUUUCCUUUCUACGUGGAGAUGAAUCUCCUGUGUCAGAGGAAUAAUAGAGCCUGUGCCAUCUUAGCUGAGGGGCUUUUAUAUCACUGCAGGCGUGAGCGUUGGAAAACCAUGAACAUCACUGUGCAAUUAUGGCAACGUGUGGGAGGUUUCCCCCCAUAUCAAGGUUAUUUCUGUGUAGGAAAAUUGUGCAGUGACUGUCUCACCUAAUAACCAAUACUGCUGUAGUAUUGCAACCUAUUGACUUUGUAGGGUUAUUUUCCCAAUGGAAGGCUGAGCAGAUGCUGCCACAGCCCUUGCCUUUAAUAAAGAGCAUUUGUACUCCAAAGCGUGGCAGGUUCUGUUGCAUAUACUUAUCACAGGUAACUGCCAGGGGGCUGGCAUAAAGUCAACCAGUGCCACUCUCUGGAACCAACCCCGUAGAUAGAAGUGGAGCACCAAGUGCCUCACUCUCAACCCACCAAGAUGGUCCAGUAAGAUACCAAGGUCAACGGUAUCAAAAGUUGCUGAGUGAGCAAUAUCAACAGGGUUGCACUUCCCCUGUCCCUCUCCUGUUAAUGGUCACCCCCUCAGGGUGACCAGGACUGAUUCAGUCACAUCUAGAUAAUCUGUUUCCUCUAGGAGGGCCUGGUGCUGCACAGCCGCUACCACCGGAGCUCAGGCCGAUGGAGCAGUCACAGUGCCACUUCUUUAAGCACAGCAGGCACCACUUUUGUCAUUGAGAGCUCGCCACUUUCCCCACACUAUAUGCAAGUAUCUUUUUAUAUAUAUACUAACUGACCCGGCCACGCGUUGCUGUGGACUUUUUUUGGGGGGGGGGUUAUUGAUGUCAUUUGUGUUUUGAAUGGUAAUGGUAACUUACCUGCUGAAUCAGACAAAGGUUCAUUUGGUCUAGUCUUCCAGUGAGGGUGUGAUAGACAUUUGUUUCUACCCAGCAUCUCAUAAGUGGUGGCAUCAGGCUUGUCAUUUUUAGAUACUGCAUGCCAGUAGCCAUUUUGUUGGGGCUCAGUUGGGGCAGCCAGCCUUACCUUAAAAAAACCACCAGUCAGGGGCAAUAUCCAUAAAGGCAGGGAUGAGGGGGAAGAAGAAAAAGACGGCAGAGGGUAGCCAUAGAAGCAAUAGCAAUCCUGUCAUGGAGGCAGCAGGUGAUUCCAGUUUCCUUCAUUGGGAAUAAAUGCCUGAGUGAGCACACCAAGGAGGCAAGAAAUUGAAAAGCAUAUGGAAAGCAAACCCAGAAGAUGGAUGAAAGAAAAAAACUGUGUUAGAAUAUACUGUGGUCAUUUUGGCAGAGACCAAAGGGGCUUCCUUCCUAUCCCUAUCUGGAGAACCACAGGCUUCCUUCUGCUUGUGUCCAUCACAACAUUUUCUGGAAUGCUCCCCCCCCCGCCCCCGCUUGCAUUUCAUUUAGGUACCUCUUCCACUGGCACCCUCAUCCCAUCCAUCUGUACACUUGCACCAUAUUGGGCUGGUGGUGAUUUUGAUGCAACUAAACAGCAUUUGCUUCUUUCCCCAAACUAGCUUUUGUACCAUUAGGCAUUGUCCCAUUGUAAUUUGAUCAUCUCACCUAUUCUGUCUGCAAAGAUCCCGUCAGCAAGUCAGAUUCUCUGUUGCUUCCAGCAAGUUCCUGCUGUUUCCCAGGGCUUUGGAGUGGAGUGAGGUAGUCCUAGCAGAAGGAGAUUUGUAUCAUAAAGGGUGGAAAAAUCACCCACAGAACAGUUGUCUGCCAAAACAGGGAAGGUUAUUCGUUCAAGGGUGACUAAAGAAAAACAUGCCCACUCAGCUGCUUGUUGCAGAUGACUGGGAUUCUUCCACAAUCUCCAUUGGAAAAUUACAGGAGAUACUUUAAGGUCUUUAAAAGGUUUCUUCUGAGGCCAUGCAUGUGGUUUUGCUUAAACAACCAUGUAAUUAAUUUUUUUAAAAAUAUAAUGCUUAUUGAAAGUCCCACAACCAAAUAAAUAGUUCACACCCUUUGAAAACAUACAUUAGCAUUCAAAACAAGUGACCAGAAAGUUUAAGGAAAUUCCAGCACUUGUUUCCCAGUUUCUAAACAGCUUUUUAGAUUGCCCAAGCACUUGAAAGUGAACAAAGUUAUCAUGCAUCAAUGUUAUGCUUGGGUGCAAUGGUGGCAGGCAAGAUAUUGGCCUGGUUUGUACAUCAUGUUGAUCCAAACUAUGGCUUAGUGCUAAUGUAUGAGUUUAGGGUGAAGAGUGAGAUGAUGAAGAUUAUAAUUAUAACCAUAGUUAUAAUUAGUGUAGUUUACUUACUAUUUGUGUGUGUGUAGUUGUGGUGGAAUCCUGGUCAAUAAAGAUUAUUUUCCAGCUCUUCCCACCCCCUUUCCCCCAUAGGCUUCUGUGUUAUUCGCAUGCACCCCAGAUAUCCUUCUCUGAAGGGCUCGCAUGGCUUCUGUAUAAUUUCCCAGGCAAUCUUCCUUUAGCCUGCAGGGCAAGCUCUGCAUAGUUUCAGCAAUACACCUGCACCUUAAGACUGUCAUUCAAAACGUAGGCCUGGUUCACACAACAUGGUAAGACAGAAACGAUGGCUUUGGGGGAUCACAUGAGAGAGGAGCUUGUAGACUCUUUGGUCCUCUCUGAUUCUUUUUGUUCAUAUACUAUGCUAAGUUAUGCAAAGGUGUGUCUUAACAUGUCAUCCCUAGCUAGACAAAUGUUUAAUCUGUCCCCUCACUAACCAUGACCCAUAGGCUGUAGACACUUCACUUAGCCCAGAGCGCACUUAGUGUGGGGGUAAAAAGGGGGAGGAAUAAGGCACAUGUGCAUUUCUCUCCCACAGUCCCAGUUACCCAUGGUUUGGCUUAGCUAGCUUAUAACAUACACAUUAUAUUUAUUCUCAAUUAAGAAUUUAUCCUGCAUUCUGUAAGCACCAGGCCUUAGGGUGCUCCUAUUUUUUGGAAGAUUCACUAGACUGAAACAUUUGGUCACAACAUUAUGUCUCUUAAAAAGCUAUUAAUAGCACAGGAACCCUUUUUUGGAUUAGGAAUCAGCAAAAUGUUCCAGAACUGUCCCUUGGUUCAUUAAUUCGGAUACUGUUACAACCCUGGGCUCAACAUUAAAAAUCACUGUUAUUUUAAAACAUUAAGAAAGCAUUUCUGUUCAUCUCGCUGUAUAUUUUUUGUGACUGAAUUUAUGUUUCUACUGCUUUGUGUCAUUUGGAAUAUUUUAACAAUUUCAGAGAAUCCCCAAAUGAACAAACAGAGUGCUGUCCAAACGUGAGUUUAAACCAAUAAGCCUUAGAUUAGGAAAUGAAAACACUAGCCAGCUUUCAAAAGUUUAGAAACCCAGAAAGAAAAUAUAUAAAGCAGCGGCAAGUGUACUGUUCAGGACCCAUGACAGGUCAUGGGUGGUAGACUCAUUCCAAUGUAGGAAACAUAAUUAUUUCGAGUUCAAAAAGAAAACUUCCAAGGAAAGCAGCAAAAUUUCAGCCAGGAUUUCAAAGGAAUACACCUAAUGCUUCUCAGGCCAGAGCAUAUUUCCAAAACAGCCUCAGACAGAGUUAUUUGUCCAAAGUAAUUUCAUGGAUACAGAAUCCAAAAUCUGUUACAGAACCUGUGUUCACAAGAAUCUCCUCUUUCUUUCCAGCCUUUCAAGGCUUCCAUUCAUUUACAUCUAGGUUUCACAAAGGCAUCUGGUCUACCACUGUGGGAACCGAGUACUGUACUAGACUAGGUGGGCCAUUGGCCUGAUCCAACAGGCUGUUCUUAUACAGGCGCCUUCCCACUUAUGCACAAUCGACUUGCACAUGACCGCAUAUAUAGGCUUGGCACUGGAAAAAAGAUUCAAACCAGAAAAUGGCAAGAGAGAGCUGGAGAGUCCUCGUGGCGCAUGAGGAAACCCUCCCCGGAACCUGAAGAGGAUGUCAGCGAGGGUGGAGGAAGCCCUGAAGAGACCUGAGGUGGAGCAGAGUUUUGUUUAUGCUGCUCAGCCUCCCCGCCUAGCAGCUGGUAUAUGGGGUAGUGCAGCAGCAGCAGCAACUUUCCUGCGCGGCCUCCAGCCGACCCCAGUGCUUCAGCUCUGGUGGAGGAGAGAGUUGUGUGGAGAGAGAACUGGAGAGCAGGGGGGAAACUGGUGUUUAGAGGCUUUUUAGAGGGUGCUCCUAACUUAACUGAUUUUCACUUACGCACAUGGCACCCCAGAAUGUAACCCCCACAUAAGUGGGAGGCACCUUUAUACUUGGCAAAUGUAUAUGCUCAAAAGCCUUGGCAGCCCAUGGUCUCUAGCCAGUGCUAGGAAAGUUCGUUUUAAGAAGGAACUAGCUGCAGUUCAAGUUCAUCCUGCCCCAAAAGGGACUAGUUCAGUUCGAAUUUUAAAAAACAAACAUCCGUAGCCAUUUCUUAACAGCAUUGGGAAUGUAACAAGCUGUGGUGCUCAAGUAUAAGGCCCAAAAGUACAUCAGGACCACGCACAGGUAAAAAGAUGUCUGCCAGACAUCAUUUCAACAGGUGUGUGCAUUUACAUACUAGAAAAGACUUGCACUGUUUAAUUUGUGCUAGCCACACACCUGUUGAAAGACACAGUGAAUCAUUGGUUCCUACCCCCCACCCCCGGCCUCCGAGCCUGUACUUCCUGCUGCAAAAAACACCUGUUGGAAGAAGUCCUGAGUGCUGCAACCUUGUGUCAUAGGGGAAUUUCCCCACUCUUGAUCAUUCUGAUCGUUCUUCUCUGAACCUUUUCCAAUGCUACAAAACCUUUUUUUGAAGGGGAGGCAGUCAGAGUUGUGCACAGUAUUCCAAAUGUGGCAGCACCUUAGAUUUCUGACAUUAUGUCAGAAUUUUAUUUUCCAUUCACAGCUACCACACUGGGUUGACACCCUCCCUGAGCUACGACAUUCCUGGUCAGUCAACACCUGAGUGUAGCUUUAUAAUUUUGCUGCGGUAGCUGCUUGAUGGUGCAAUGCUCUCCCCAAGGAAUCUUACCUGUUUUUAACUUUGCAAAUAUUGGCAAAUAUAUUUUUAUUCUCCUGCACUUUUGGAGAGCACUAAUUUUCAGGCCUAUGGUGACACUCCCCCCCUUUACUUUUAAUACAGUAUUUAUAUAUUUGCGUUGUCUCAAUGUAUUUUCUUUUACAUAUUGUAUCCUGUAUUUUAUUGUCCUGUAAAUCACUCCAGGACUUCUUUUGGGUGUGUGAAGUAAUAUGUAAACACACAAUAAACUAAACUGUAGUUCAUUUCCCUCUCAUUUAAACUACAGUAGCUAAUAAUGCCUCCCUAUAUCACAUACUGCAGGAAAUCUUUAAUCAAUGCUUGCACAAAACUGAUUUUUAAAACACUCUCUUUAAGUAAUAUAAAGGGCUGCUGAGUAAUUAGCAUGAUAAUCUUGUGAACCGCCCUGAGAUCUUUUAAUGAAGGACAGUAUAUAAAUCUAGUAGUAAUAAAGUAUAAAACCAACAAAGUCAAUUAAAUCAGGUGUUAUUCUCUGCUCAAUGUGACAGCCUCCAUUGUUUUCUGCCAGUUGAGUAGUAUUUCAUUGAAGUGGGCAACUCAAAAAGCUCCCAUUCCUUGUUGGCUGGUUUUGGAGCAUCUCAUAAAUGUUUGGAGUUAAACUUCAGCUAGAUAGGCUGAGAUACACAGGGCAAAUGCCAUACAGCAUAUGCAACACUCUUGAAGAAAAAUAGCUACAUUUUUGCUCAGUCACCAUCACAUUUAAUGGAAAUGGAGGUAAUGGAAUAUCGCCAUUCAUAGUUUUCCUGCAUGGAAAAUCCAGCAGUGUUGGAAUCCAACCCUCUUUUAUUAUGUUGUUAUUUAACAUUUACUUAAAUAUUGGUUCUUUUGAUAAAGAAAAACAGAGCAGGGAAAGCUUUUUUCACACCAUUACCGUGACUGUAAUGUGACUUCUUUACUCCUGAGUGAUAUCAAAGCUCAACAUGAGAAUGGAACCCUCAGGUGCUAGUCCCUCCCCUACUCAGGUGACCAUUGACAUUACCCAUUACUUCACCCACAGGUUUCAUUCAAAGCCAACUCUUCUGCCUUGAACUCUGCGAAUAUUCCAUUUUGGAAACCAUUUCCCCUCCCUCUCCCCAAAAUAGAAACAUCAAGUCUGGCUGCAUAGCUCUAACAUUUUAAAACCUUUUAAAGAUGUUCUUUAACUCCAUUUAAUCUGGCUUGUUGGGAGUUUCUUUCUAUUUGUUUUCCACUGAUGUGGAAAUCAUCCAGAUCUUUCAAACCAAUCUGAUGCUUCCAGCAUCUGGAGACAACGUCAAAUUCAUCUGAUAACUGUUAUCUCUGUUGCCUUGCAACGUGGAGUUCUGUCCUCAGAAGGAUACUUAAAGGUAAAGUGUUUCUUGCAUUCUUGAGAUGGUAUCACCAGGGAAGGGUUCAAACCCGUGUUGACUAUAAAUAGCUGUAAAAUGAAGUAGCACCAAGUGGGAGAUGUUAUCAAACAUUACUGUAACCAUUUCCCCCUCCAGUAUAAAUGAGUUAACUGGGGCUGUUUGUCUGGAUCAGUAUUCUGGCCCGCUCCAAAGGUUUUGGACCAGGGCCAUCUCAAGCAUGCCGGGGCGCCCUGGCGUCGUGGUGCGGAGAUCGCUCCGGCGCCCCCGCC
This is a messenger RNA of Zootoca vivipara (common lizard), 7733 nucleotides long. RefSeq names its product potassium two pore domain channel subfamily K member 17 (gene KCNK17). Gene Ontology annotation, biological process: potassium ion transmembrane transport; stabilization of membrane potential. Gene Ontology annotation, cellular component: plasma membrane. Gene Ontology annotation, molecular function: potassium ion leak channel activity; outward rectifier potassium channel activity. Lineage: Eukaryota; Metazoa; Chordata; Lepidosauria; Squamata; Lacertidae. The record is from RefSeq and is a predicted model, not a curated record.